AUGAGCGCGUCGAAUGUAAGCGCGAGCGGUUGUGUUGUGAUGCGUCGGAAUUAUUAGUUGGCCGAUCGUUCGGAGAGUGCAUACGUACAUUAACUACGGUUGUCAGAGCGCGAAUGAUCAGCGGGGGGCGUGAGGGGCGCUUGCGCGGCGCGGGGCAGGGAGAAACAGCUGAGCGCGCGGGUAUAUUGACAGUGGGACGCAUGUUGCCGUUCAGUUAGUAGGUUCGCUGUCAUCGCGGAGUGCGAACGUGUAGCCGCAUCGCUCCCGAUUGAUUAUGCUACGAUCGCCCCGCAGUACUAACUGAGCUGCGGUCGGGACACGUUAAAAUUAUGACUUUUGGACCGAUCGCCGGCGAAGAAGACAGCAGCAGACACAAUCUAGAAGAGAAAGCGUCGAGAAUAGUAUCCAGAUACUGGGAAGUCUCCGGUGCUUCGUCCGCCGAGAGGCUUCGGUACGGGAACAAACAGAGGCUCCUAGUCGCCCCCUUUGGACUGCUAUAAAUUUUGGACAAUUUUAAUUUUGGACUUGAACAAAAUAAUCUUUAGUGUUAAUUUUAAGUGCAAUAGGUGAACUGUGUUUUUUGUGUUAAGUUUUUAUUUUUCGGGGUUUUUUUUGGAUAAACGAAAAUGGUGCCCCAACAAGUGUCGGAUGUGAGAUCGAUGACGCCGACUUCGAGCGGAGUCGUGUUCGGUUCUCAGCUGGUGGACAAAAAUUCGUCCACUCCAUACACGGACGCUACACAGACAAAGAAGAACAACCCUAACCACAUCAAAAGGCCGAUGAACGCGUUCAUGGUCUGGUCUCAGAUCGAACGCAGGAAAAUAUGCGAACAAACUCCAGAUAUGCACAACGCGGAAAUUUCCAAGAACCUAGGUCGCGUCUGGAAAACACUUAACGAUGAGGAGCGCCAGCCUUUUAUUGAUGAAGCAGAGAGGCUUAGGCAGCUACAUAUGCGUGAAUAUCCGGACUACAAAUACAGACCUCGUAAAAAGACGGCGAAACCCGCACAGCGUGCUGGUGCCGUCACUAAGCAGAAAAGAAGACAAAAAGCGGAUUCUAAUAACAACAGAGGCAUGUCGAGACGGCGAACGCGACCACCAGCAUUAAGUGUUCCAAGUGUUCCAGUAGAAACACCGGCACCUCCACCACUGCCAGCGUCACCUGCUGGCUCGCCAGACUCCCCAGAGUCCGCUUGUUUAUAUGAAGAUAGCACACGCCGAGAGCAAGCCGAUCUCUCUGACCUUUACUCGAUCACUGAUCUCCUCCCUCUGCCAGCGGAUUGCGAGGUCGACCUCGACGCGUUGACGACGGACAUGGAAUCUUUUGAGACCGCGUCUUCCUCGUCAGGCUCCCAUUUAGAGUUCUCCUGCACGCCGGACGUGUCUGACAUGUUAAGUGAAAUUGGCGUGGCGGGUGACUGGGUAGACAACACCUCCUUCUCGUAUCUCAUGUCGUCUUAGAGCGGUGCUCGGGUCGGUUCCACUGAUCUCAUGCGGUCGGCUCAGAGCCGCCAACGGAGGCCGAUGACGCGGCGCCCGCUCGCCGCCCCGCCUAGAGAGUGCCUACAUCCAAAAUGACGUGUCGACAUUUGGAUUUAAUGUACAAAGUUAUUUAAUAAGGGUCGAGGGAGAUAAUUAUGUUGUAUUGUCAACCGGCUGCACGGCCGCAUUCUCCUUCAGUUCAGGUUUAUUAAUUUUAGUUUUGUUAAUAGGCGACGCUUCAAACGAUCAGAAGUGCAUCAGGUCUAUAGUAAGGCUGUGAGUCGGUACUUUUUUAUUACUUGAAAAUUUUUAUUUUAAAUGUUGUGGAUGAUUUUCAAAACGGCACGUCUCAUACGCAUCCCAGUAAAUAAAUCCGUCUACACUCCGUCGCCUGUUUAAUAAGCAUCGGGUCAGCUAGGGUCUGGCAGCGGCACAGCUAAACCACGGCUCGACUACACCAGAUUUGUAAAUAUAAAACCCGAUGGGGAACAAGAAGUCGGCUCGGGGACUGGCUAUGUCACUGCUUAAUACAAAUAGUUCGCUGCACCGCGUCACGUCCGUAAAAUGUAUGUACAUUACACGACUUUGCUUCUAGAAUUUUCUUGAAAAAAAGUAUUUUCGCAUCUUCUAAUUUUAUUUUAAUCACACGUAUGUUUUAAGCGCAAUCGAUUGCGUUUUCUGUCAAACUCUUUAGAUGGAAUAUUAUAACAAUUGUAAUAGAAAAAUAAGACUAGGUUGUAGUCAAGUUUUUCUUGCGUUCUAAUACGUAAGUUCACAUUAUACUUUGGUGCACACACAUAGGUAGUACGACGUUUUAAGUUUACUCGGAAGCUGAUCAGUAUGUCAUUGGACGAAUUUCGGAAUGCGAUAUACGUUGGCAAUUCUCGAUGGGUACUAAUUAACUUCUACCAUGUUGAUGACAGAAUUGGAACCAGUAACGCAUAUAGCAUUAACUUUUUCUAUGCAUAUUCUUGUUUUAUGCGUGUCUAGUUCUCGUUUUAGGUUAGUAUUUGUAUCAUGGUAGGAGUUAGUUUUGAUGUGUCGCGUUGUUCAUGUAAUGUAUGUUAGAGUGUUAGGGUAAAGAUAAUCUUUGUCAUUGGUUAGGUACGAACUUGUAACUGUAUAAUAAGAUGGCACUCGUGGAUCGAUGCGAAGGGACACUGCAAAUUCUUUUCUUUGUUAUCUUCACGCAAAAAAAAACCAAUACAAAUUCUAUAGAAAGAUACAUAUCAAUUAUGGGAAUGAGUUAUUUCGCGGGAUGGUGAUAAAAAAAUGUUAUACGGUACGGCAUACAAAUGUUAGGUUUCAAUAAAAAGUUUUUGCUAAUUCAAACUCUGUGAUUUACUUUAUGGAUUUUUCUAAAUUAUAAGAAUCUAGUGGAGACUGAUAUCGCAUAGUUUAGUUUUAGCAGCGCUAGCUUCUGUAACCUUUUUAAUUUUUAAAACUACUGAGCGUAUAAAUAAAUUGUGGAAAAACAAUAUACUACCUAUUUUUGAUACUUUGUGUUGCUGUGGAAAGCGAUUUUUUUUUAAACUGAUCAAAUACCUUCGUUUGAGGAUUUAUGAAAUGUUGCAUUGCUUUUUCCAUAGAUGUUUGAAAUUGAUGAUUAGAUAGAUAUACGAAAAAACUGCUUUAUGUUUGCUCUCCACAGUAACGCAUAAGCUAAAUGUAUUAAAAAAAAUGCUAAAACCUGUCAAUUCAUUGAAAAUGGUGUCAGUUAAAGAGUAACUUUAGCAUUUAAUGUUACUUCACUCAAUUUAUAUAAGAUAGAUAACCUUCUACUAAAUAAACUGUUUCAGAUUGUGAGUUCAAUAUUUGUAGAAUAACUUGUGUCCCUUAAUAUUGAAUUUAACAUAGGGAUCCGUUGUGCUAUAGUUGAUAAGAAAGAAAAUGCUUUACUUACAUUAUUAUAUUCUUAUAAAUAUAUAUGUAAAGAAACACGUUCAUGUAUUAAUUAGUAAGUGUCUACGAAAACCCAAUUAUUGAU
Messenger RNA from Diatraea saccharalis (sugarcane borer), 3468 nucleotides. The record is from the annotation of a GenBank genome assembly. NCBI's taxonomy places the organism in Eukaryota, Metazoa, Arthropoda, Insecta, Lepidoptera, Crambidae.